Messenger RNA from Polypterus senegalus (gray bichir), 2274 nucleotides. RefSeq names its product zinc finger protein 135-like. The transcript is spliced from 3 exons. The record is from RefSeq and is a predicted model, not a curated record. Lineage: Eukaryota; Metazoa; Chordata; Cladistia; Polypteriformes; Polypteridae. Bases 144 to 1019 code for a protein of 291 amino acids.
AGCUACUGUAGUCACGCUGCCAUUGUCUCGCUUUGUGAAACACUACGGACGCAAGACUGUUGCUGAGUGAACGAGUUCAGAAAUAAUCCCAUCUUCAAGAGGGAGGCAAGAGAUAAAACUGUGCCAUUUACUGUAACAUUUAAAUGGAUGUGAAAGAGGAGACGUGUGAGGCACACCUGAAUAUCAUGGAGGAGAGGACCGUAAAUGUUAAGGAGGAGGACUGUGAGUGGGAGGGUGUCCACCCCAAACAGGAGAGUCUGGACAUUAAGGAAGAGGACAGUGAACUGGGGUCAGUGAGUAUUAAAGAGGAGUGUGUCAGCAGUGAGGUGACCAGCUAUAGGAGUAUGGAGAGUGUCAAGGAAGAUGACCUUCAUUAUGGAGAUCAAGGUGGAGCAGUGACUGGGUUAGUCUCUUCUCAUAGCAGACACACUUCAUCUUCAGAGUCUUCUAUCAAUGUAAAAUAUGAAUCAUUACAGUCUGACAGAAAGAGAACUGAAAAAAUGUCAUCUCCUAGAACCGAGGAAGCUCAACCACCAACUAAGAUGUCAUCUAAAACAAGAAUCAAACUUCACUGCUGUUCUGAAUGUGGAAAACAGUUUUCACUGAGAAGCUAUCUUCUGAUCCACCAAAGAAUUCACACAGGACAGAAGCCAUAUUACUGUUCUGAUUGUGGCAAAAACUUUACACAGAUAGGCAGUUUUCAGAGCCACCAAAGAAUCCACACAGGGGAGAAGCCGUAUGACUGUUCUGAAUGUGGUAAAAAGUUUUCACAGAGAAAAUAUCUUCAGAGCCACCAAAGAAUCCACACAGGGGAGAAGCCGUAUGAUUGUUCUGAAUGUGGCAAAGAGUUUUCACAGAGAAGCUGUCUUAAGAGCCACCAAACAAUUCACACAGGAGAGAAGCCGUUUUGGUGUUCUGAAUGUGGUAAACAGUUUUCACGGAAAAGCUAUCUUCAGAGCCACCAAAGAAUUCACACAAGAGAGAAAAAAAUUACAGAAACUCACCCACCUUGUCCUUAGAUGAACAAUGUACAAUGCUAAGCAGCAGAAGAAAGAAUUCAAAAAGUAUGAUGAAAACAAAAAAGAACUAAUUGGGGAAACUACAAGUAAAGUGGUAAAUACACUGCCCCCCUCCAACAGACUCCUGUGGAAACAGAACUUAUCCAUGCAUAGCUUAUUAGGGGUGAACUGAGACCAAAAGAUGUACUCCUCAUCAUAGGUACACAAAGCAGUGGCUUGGACACAAAGUGGUUCAGAUCAAAAAUAGAAAAAAAAAAAUGUCACUUCUGCCACAAAGAUCUAGAAACAGUCACACAUCUUCAUGCUGGGUGCGAGGUACUGAUUGCUGAUGAUUUUACACUGUACAACACCACACAGUGGCCAGGCUCAUUUGCUGGAAACUUGACAACAAGUACAACUUACCAGCAUCAGAAAGACACUUGGACCACAACUCGGACAGCACAAUGGAAAAUGAGGAGGUGCAGGUCACUUGUAGCACAGCAGUACUGACUGACUGAAAAAUAGAGGCCAGAAAAGCAGAUGUAAGAAAUCCUGGAUAACAGAAGUAUUAGUUCAUAUUGAUUACUCAGUCCUAAGAAUGGAGAGGCAAGAUAGAAAUAAAAUAUCAAGAAGUGCAGUCUGAGAUAUGACAAAUGAAAUGUGGACCGAAAAACAAAAAUGGAGGAAGUGCCUGCUGUUCUAGGAUGAAUAGGACUGAUAAAGAAAAACAUUCAGGUCCACCUUAAAAAAUUACAAUAACUCCUUAUGACCUGCAAAAAGAAGCCUUAUUAGAAACAAUGCAGGUUCUACACUGAGUCCUUGUGGGACACUUACGAGAGUGAGAAGUUAGGCAGUACAAUGAGACUGUCCUGAAUAAAGAGUGAAGUUCACUAUUGUUUUGAUAGUAAGUACACCAAGAAAAUUUGGAAGAAUUUAACCUGAGAGAAGCUGAAUUGCUGUUCUGAUUGUGGUAAACAAAUCUGUCACAGAAAUACUCUUCUGAUGCACAUUAAAAUUCACAAAGGAGAGAAGCCAUAUGGGUGUUCUGAAUGUGGCAAACAGUUUUCAUGGAGAAACAGCCUCUUUGAUGCAACAUCUACAUUUAUUUAUAUAGCACAUUUUCAUAUAAACAAUGUAGCUCAAACUGCUUUACAACAUGUAAUAAGAAAGAAGUUAAUAUAAAACAAAAACAAGAUUAGACAAUAAUAUACAGUAUGUAACAAAGAUAAAGGUAAUGUUGAAUGGCCAAGUGGACAGAAAAAAAAAGCAAAAAAAA